Phaeodactylum tricornutum CCAP 1055/1 is the source of this 3245-nucleotide messenger RNA. RefSeq lists its product with no specific name. NCBI's taxonomy places the organism in Eukaryota, Bacillariophyta, Bacillariophyceae, Surirellales, Neidiaceae. Gene Ontology annotation, biological process: peroxisome fission; regulation of peroxisome size. The transcript has a single exon. The record is from RefSeq and is a predicted model, not a curated record. Gene Ontology annotation, cellular component: peroxisomal membrane. The coding region runs from base 153 to 1235 and encodes 360 amino acids.
CACAGGCACAGUGAUCUUCCGGCGUGUCUUUGCUAUUCGAUGCUUAGUGUUCCACAGAUUGAGAUUCUGGACGCGUUGCUUGGUACAUAAAGGCUUGAUCCGGCCAAGACAAGCAAAGAUUGGUGGAAAGCAACGGCAUCUGUAACUACACCAUGACCUCAACCGUCCCGGAUGAGACUAUAGAAGCGCCCACGACGACGACGACGGCGAAUUUGCCUGCAUCAAUAUCAAAACUUCCAAUUGUAUGUUUAGCGCAUGGCAUGCGUCACAAAGCUAACGCUUAUGAAUUGAAAAAUUGGGUCGCGUUGGCGUUGACGUUAGACGGAAGGGAUAAGCUCACAAAAAUUUUACAGUAUGUUGCUCGUUUGCUUUCUUGGUGGUUUGCGGGCCGGGGAAGAAUCAACCAAGCGCAGCGGUUUGCGUCUCUAAAAAACAGCCUCACAACGAGUCGUAAAGCGUUUCGCAUGGGACGAAGCGUCAUCGAGUUUCAUCGCCUCCGGAAAAUGGGGAUUUUGGAAGCACUCGGCUAUUACUUACAACAGAAUUUGGAUAGGAAACCAAGAGACGAACCGGCUGGAAAAUGUCUUGAUACAGGCGGAUACGGUAAAAAUCAACAAUCGCUGGUCCCUCUUCUGAAUGGUUUAGCAUACCGAUUGCAACAGAAGAUGGCGACAACUUUUUUGCUUACUGAACCCAAACUCCCCGACACACCACUGUGGGCAUUGUUAGGAACAGCUCUGAAAACCCUCGGUUUAAUGGGCUUCUGGGCAGCAGACAAUAUUUCCUUUCUCAUAGCCUCCGGCACUUUCGACAACUACCGACUAGGAUCUCGAGAACGCUUGGAACGACGGAAUAGAUACGCUAGACGAGCAAGUGCAGUAGCGAAUCGAGCUUAUUUCGGAGGAGCGGUCGCCGGCUUAAUUGUUAAUGUUCGAGGAUACCUUGAUCAACGGCAGACAACCCUCCACUUCUUACAGCAACGCCGAGAGCAAACCCAGACAGCGGAUGAAAUAGAUUUUACUAAAAAGGGUCUGGAGAAGGCCAGAGAGAAGCACUUUGAUUCGUUUGUGGCCCUCACCAAGAGCGUAUGUGACGUUUUGGUCUUCAGUAACAAUCCCGGUAUCGAUCUCUGGCAACAGCAGAUCGGACACAAGAUGCACGAAGGCUUCCAUUGCCUAUUUGGCUUGAUCUCUGCUUCCGCUGUCCUUUACAAUAAUUAUCCGGCUGCUUGUUGACAUGCAGAAACCGUACUAUUGUGUAUUGUAAUCGUUGAAGCGUUUAGAGCGCAUACAAAAUCAUUCCUGGUCGUCCAAACUCUCAAACAAGGGCUGCAAGUACUCGACUCCACAUGGGUCAUCCCGCAUCUUGUACGCAGGAUCAUCUUUUGGGAAGUCUUUGAAACCAUUAGCCAUGGUGAAUGCCUCGCUCUGGAUUGCUUCUAGAGCCAUCAAUUCCCCAAAUUUGACAUGCGCCACCAUCCAGAGGCGUUUACCGAAGUUUUCAACACGAAGAUUCUCUUGAAUGUUUUUGUGGCCAUCGGCAGAUCCCCGAAUACGUUGAGUGGCCGUCAACGCCAUGCGAGCAACGCAGAACCUUGUGCGAAAUUCAAGGGCUUCGUUGGAUUCCGGCAGAACAUAGCUUGCAUUGCCAAUAUGAGCCUCUAGUUGAUCCGCCGCGGUGCCAUUGUAGUCGGUAUGCGUCAUGACGAUCAAACGACACGUCGAAAAGAUUAAACGGGUGUCCAUUUUCACGGUACGUGGGUUCAUCGUUGGGAUCUUGCUAGUAAUGGGCUGAUCCGAAUUUCGAGCAGGCUCAGACAGCGGACUCGGAGGCUGGACGAAAACAUUCCAACGUUCAGGAACCUUCAACAAAUUCAUCAUUAGCCUAAGCUUGCGUUGCUUGAACGCCCAAGCUUCCUGUUGAUUCUGAUCGACGCAGGACUGGUAUCCAUCGUCAUACUGCAAAUAGUGAAGCGCCUGGAUGCCACGUGGUGUAUCGUUACCGUUCGCACUCAACGGGCUGUGGAAGAUGGCAAUACUGCCUUGGAUGUAUCCACUGCCAUCGCCAUUUAUAAAGCCGUAUUUGGCAAACAAAUGUGAGUCGGUGUGUUUUCCGUAAGAAUCCAUGAUCUCGGUUCCCACAGGAAUCGUCUUUAAUGCGCGUACUUCGAAAACCCGGGCCUCUGUAUUGUACGUAAAGCCUACGUUAGGACGGGCAUGGUGGUUGUAAAGAUCCAGAAUCGGAACCAUUGCAUGCGAGCCCUUGGAGAGGUCGAUGCCGUGUUGCGCGUACAUUUUGAGUUCCGAAUCAAGAGACUGAUUCGGUGCCGCUUCGUUCGCUGGGAGAGGUCCAGUGCCGAAGCUACGAGUCCAAACAUUCAAACGGGCAGUCUUAUAGGCUUCGCGAGACACUCCCUCUGUGAAGUCGACCGAAACCUCCUUAAAAGCCUCAUAUUCCGAUUCCAUUUGGUUCUGCAUCGAUUUAAUAGUGUCGUAAGCUGAUGUAGCCGUUAGCGCUAAUUCCAGCUCUUUCUGGGACCAGAGAAGAGGAUGGAACUCGGCAAAAUCACUGUAUUUCGGCAGCACGUUAAUGUAGUCGCGGUAGUGCUCCAUUGCUUCUACAUCAUCCGUGUUGUUCUUUCGAAUUUGUCCCUGGAUUUGAGCCAAACGAGCAGCUAAAACAGCACCGGCAUCGAUGAACUCUGGGCUCGUCUUUGUUUUUGCUUUCAAAAGCUGGAGCCCUAGAUUGCUGCGCAAGGCAUCCAAAUCCCAAAGUUGCUUGUCUCGUGGAAUUGUCACAAGCAUGGUACCUUUACGAAUAUCGUGGGAUGCUUGGUGAGUUCUGCGGGUAGCCGCAAGAACGGGAUUGCAACCUGCCUUCGUGUCCGACGAUGUAUCCAAUUCUCCGCAGAUCGAUCUCAAAAGCGAAAUCACCGUCUCGUCUACCCAAUCUUUCGCGAUGUGAUUCCAAAAUAGUGCUGUCGCCAUUGCAAGAAACAACACCAAGGUAGCUUGCCAAGUAGAUUCAGACACGCCGGUUAGACCAAACCACGAUCUUCUUCUUUCUCUUCAGCUUCUUCUUGAUGUCUGAAGCAUCGACUCCUUUGCUCUCUCCUUUGAGUCGGGAAACGGCCAUCGUUACCAAAUCUAUUUGGGUAUUUUCCGUGAAGAGUCUGGUCCCCCAAAAGGAUCGCCCCAGAAAUUUAUGGUUGACUAGUUUACUGCGAUCCCCUCUUGACAUAUUUG